Centropristis striata (black sea bass) is the source of this 3036-nucleotide messenger RNA. RefSeq names its product calcium homeostasis modulator family member 6 (gene calhm6). Gene Ontology annotation, molecular function: monoatomic cation channel activity. The record is from RefSeq and is a predicted model, not a curated record. The coding region runs from base 206 to 1177 and encodes 323 amino acids. Lineage: Eukaryota; Metazoa; Chordata; Actinopteri; Perciformes; Serranidae. The transcript is spliced from 2 exons.
GUCUCACCGAGACCGAGUCAGAUGUGCACAGUGUCACAUUAACACUUUUUAAAGGCUAGCCAUAAAUAAACCAUGCUGGGUAGAGUUACAGACACCUGUGGGUGCUGGUGGUUUAUGUGCGUUUUGACGACAGAUUGCCUACAUAAAAAGGGUGGAAGUGAAACUUUAAGUGUCAGUCGCUGUGUCACACCAGAGUCAGUCAGAGAUGGAGAAGUUUAAGACUGUUAUUGACAUUGCCAACAAACAGGCUAACCUGGGUUUCGGGUGUGUCGCUUUGCUGACAGCAGGAGGGGAGCAUGUCUUCUCCUCAGCGGUGUUCAAGUGUCCCUGCAACGACCUGAACUUCCUCUACGGCAUGGUGUUCCUGCUGGUGCCCGCUCUGGCUCUGCUGCUGCUGGGUUACACCCUGAGUAAGAGGACGUGGAAGCUGCUGACGGGUGUGUGUCAGCGCAGGGCCAAGCUGUGCCGCUGGAAGAAGCUGACUAACCUCUGCAGGGUCUUCAUCCAGAUCAGCACCAUCGCGCUGGUGGCGCCCUCCACCUGGAUCGCUAUGGCUCUGCUCAACGGGAAUUACUAUGAGUGUGCGAUGACCGGGACCAAUGUGACCACUUAUAACAAACAUCUGUGUGGAGAUCAGUUGUCUGGGUUCCGGUGUGUGCAGCAGCUGCCCAGCCUGCCCUGCGGAAAGGGCAUCAGUGAAGACAGAGAACAUGUUCUGCUCAGACUCAGAGCUCAGUCUCAGAUUCUGGGUUGGAUGCUUAUCACCUCUAUCAUGCUGUCCCACCUGCUGCUGACCUGUGUGAACCGGUGCACCUCCCCCAUCAGCUACCUGCAGCUCAAGUUCUGGAGAGCGUACGUUCAGGAGGAGAGCAGCCUGUUUGAUUCAUACUCUUCUAAACACGCCAAAGAGCUUGCUGACAGGAACCUGAAGAGCUUCUUUAAGCGGACAUCACCUGAAGAUAUCAUCACCCCUUCCAACAAUGACUGGGAGAAGAUCUCGUCCCUCUACAAGUUCAGCACCAAAGACCACUUCUAUAGCACCUUGCACCGGUAUGUGGAGGAAAACACAGGGAUGGAUAAAGAGAUGCACAGGAUGUUUUCAGUCAAAUCAAGCGAGCCUGCUGAAGACACUCCUGCUAUUCUUGAUUUUAUAGAUGAUGGCAGGAUGCCACUGUGAGGGGGUUUGUCUGUUUUGGGCUUACACCAAAGUGAUGCUUGAUUAAAACGUUAAAUUGGGAGUUGGUGAUUUUAGACACUUGAUACAUUUUCAAAUUAAGUGAAUAUCUCCUCAUAGUAUGCUUGCUGUCUGUGUGUGUUUUGAAAAAAGUCAUGUGUUCAGUGGCGGUUCUAGACCAGUUUUACUGUGGGGGCCAAGCAGGGGCCAGUGUUUAAUCAGAGGGGCCCAUUAAAAAACAGCAAAGAUUAUAUUUAAGCAUUCAAAACCUUUAUUUUAGCUCAUUUAAAAAUCUCAUUGAAGUAUAUUUGGAAGAUACACAUACACUGAUUGAAACAAUGACACCUACCAACAAUAAUUCUUUUUGCACAACAUUGACAUUUCUCAUUUUUGUGCACAAUUCCUUUUUUUUAUUUUGAAAGUGCAGUAUAGUGAGAAUUAUCUUUUUUUUAAUCUAUAUAUACAAAAUUAUAUUGCACAGUUAAACUAUUACACAAUAGACACAUUCUGGGUUCCUUUUGUGUACAAUGAGAUAUUGUUUGAACAAAAAAUAGGUAAGAAUUGUUCCGUCGUUCAUCGUUAUAAAUUGAUCAAUUUAAUAUUAAUUUGACACAGGGGCCACAGCAGGGGCCAAGGGCUUCUUCACAGGGGCAGUGGCCCCUGUAGGCCCCUGUGUAGAACCGCCACUGCAUGUGUUCAUACACAGCCCAGGCUCUGUACAUGGAAACAACAAAAGGGCUCAGGCUGACAGAGACAGUAAAUCAGUAACAUGCUAAUGUUCUGAAGGAGCACUGAUUGGAGGGGUUUUAUGUUUGGGUUGAAUUCAAAUACCAACAAUCUCAAUUCCUCCAGAAUCACAAUCACAAUGACAUCGACUCCACCUUAAAGAGAUCAAAGAAGUUAUGAAGAAUUAUCCCGAGAGGGAUACCAAAAUUGUUAAAUAAUAAAAAAUAAGAAACCCUGGUGAGUAAAGACAAACUUAAAAGAACAGAAGAGUUGGCAUUUGGUAACAUGACUGACAGCAGACUGCUGGUAUCACUUUUAAACGACAGCAACAAGGCAGACAUCAUGAGAGCUGUCAGUGUGAACUAAACAGGAAAUUUGCUGUCUUCACCACUGGUUUCCUGUGCACUGCUGGUAGAUUGCAUAUGUACAGUGCAUGUACACAUUCAGCAUGUGAGCAUCAGUGAAGAAAUGAAUGUAUCAAUUUGUAACACUGUACCAUCACUGUGACAUUCAAUGACUUGAAUGAUGGUGUUUCUAUAGUGGUGGCAGAUAAUGAUGUGUUCCAUAUGCGUAGAGGAGAUUUAACCACUUCCUGUAGAAGGCACUCAGCGUGUUAAGUCGGAGCAGUCAUUCUGAUGGAAUGGAAAAGAAAAACCACCAAGAGGAUGUGAUCACUUCCUCAGUUUACUCUGCUGAUGCUUACUGUCUCUGCCUCUCUCUGUCUCUGCAACAAUGGUAUGUUCUCUAUGGAAUCAUUUCAAUAGAAUGAAUGGAUGCUCUUGUUUUGUACGAUUUUCUGCAUGUUUGUGUCUUCUUUUGCACGUUUUGUCAUUCCGGAUACAAAUAGUCGAUAUCAUUCUUGUUAAAUGCACGCUGCUGUCGAGCUGAACUGACACUUGUUUGUUGUGUUUGAUGAUUGUGUGUGCAUGAAGACAAACAAAUGAAGUUGUCAUACUUCUUAUUUCUUGUAUAUAGAGACUGUUUUAUAUAAAAGUGAAUGGAAACACAAGCAUGAUUUGUUCAGUUUCUUUGGCGUGUUUUUGUGUUUUUUCAUCAGCAUGAAAUAGCUUCAGGCUACAUCCUGAUCACAUCACUGUCAAAGGAUGCAGACCUGCAGUCAUAAAAACAAAAUGCAA